UUAUUUCAGUAUUUUACUUCUUUGUGGUCCAGAGAAGUUACAGGCGCCAAAUGUCAUGGCAUGUAGAAGAAGACGACAACGCUCACUUCCAGGUCACAGUGAGAGACAUAUACCCAACAACGUGGACCAACUUGCUUUCAAAUACAUGGAGAUGUGUAAAAUGGAGUCCAGCACUGAUACUGACUCAGAAAUCAGUCCAAGAUGGUCGGACACCAGCACUAUGGGAUGUGUGAGCAGUGCACCAGAGCGUGGGACAUUGCGUCGAACACUGUCACUGAAGCCUGCAGCAAGGCAUGGUUGUUAUUCUUUGUUUAUGGACCCGUAUGAUGGGAGCUCUGAAGAUUCGGAUGACUCAAACAUCGAUUUUGGUGUCUCCAGGCGAACAAGGCACCAGGGACAAGGAGGAGGGGGAUGUCGGUUUUCAGGCCGGAGCAGGAGAUUCAUCCUUCAUAACCCUGCUUCUGUUGCUCUCAGAGAAGUGAUGAAAAAUGGGAUGAGAGAUCCUGUAACAGAGCAGCAACAUCUUUUGGAUCUCCCGAUGAAAUGCGGGAGUGAUUCUGAGCUCUGGGUCUGUGAGCUUGACACUCUGCCCUCCCACAGUGACAAGGAUAGUUGUAGAGAUCUUACAGCAGAAAUGGCAAAUGAUUCAACAAUGCAUCCCCAAACCAUGGAUAUCGAAUUGCAGCUUGAUGAUUCAGGCUUGCAUGCCACAAGAUCCUCUACACCUCACACAUCUGGACCUCUCACCCCAGUGGGAGGGAGCUCGUCCUGGAUGCUGGAUAGCUCUACUGAGAGAUCCCCCAGCCCAUAUAACCUCAGAUCUCUUUACAAGAGAAAGCUGGGGCUCCCUGGAGCAGAAGUGGUGGAACUGGCACAAAGAAAGAGGCAGUGUGUCGUCAACAUGGAGGACAAACAAGAGGCAGGGGACUCUGCAUCUGAACCAUGUUAGAGUCUUUAUGACCAUGGACUGACAGAAUGAAAUACUGUAAAUAGUUACUUUAUGCACUUUGGUUUAUUUUUCU
Molecule: messenger RNA, 1022 nt
Organism: Seriola dumerili (greater amberjack)
Lineage: Eukaryota; Metazoa; Chordata; Actinopteri; Carangiformes; Carangidae
Exons: 5
Coding region: 56-949 (297 amino acids)
Source: RefSeq, a predicted model, not a curated record